Messenger RNA from Contarinia nasturtii (swede midge), 2549 nucleotides. It is a transcript of the gene Ric, whose product is annotated as GTP-binding protein Rit2. The record is from RefSeq and is a predicted model, not a curated record. Gene Ontology annotation, biological process: Ras protein signal transduction. The coding region runs from base 571 to 1329 and encodes 252 amino acids. Gene Ontology annotation, cellular component: plasma membrane. The transcript has 6 exons. NCBI's taxonomy places the organism in Eukaryota, Metazoa, Arthropoda, Insecta, Diptera, Cecidomyiidae. Gene Ontology annotation, molecular function: calmodulin binding; GTPase activity; GDP binding.
GCCAGCGUACGAAAGGAGCUUUGACACUGAUGACCAACAAAUUAAAUAAAAAGUGAUUUCCUUUUCGAGCAGAACAUCAAGAAAUCACCAAAAAAAAUCAUCAACAAAAUUGUUGAAAUAAAAAUAAAUCAGUGUCAAAUGUGAAUAGUUCUGGCAAAUCAUUUAAAAAUAUCUAAAGAAUGAGCAGAACAAACUGAAGUUCUUUCGAAUCCAGUUGUGAGCUCGAGCGAAUGUUACGCGUAGAUACGAAAAAAAAACAAAGUGUAAAAUGAUUUUCCAUUUUUAAUUUUCUAUAUUUAAAGUUUGAUAAAUUUCCAAUUUGUUUUCGUGCGUUCACUCACACUUUAUACGAUUUUAUUGAAUACAUUUUUUUUUACAUAAGUUCAACGAUGUUUUCAUAAAACAAAAAUGGUACUAAAGCAUGGCCACUAUUAAAUAUAGUGACUAGUGAUAAUACUAGUGUCAGACAAUAUCGUGUGUUCGAAGUAAAUGUAGAGAGAACAUAGAACUGAUUUUCUUAUUUGAAUAAAAACCUGUAUUCAACUCUUCUUAACGAAAAUCCAUUUGACAAUGACUGGUGAAUCAAUUGGAUGUGCACCUCGAAAGAAAAAUAAGAAUAAAAAAGAUGAUAAAAGUGGAAAAAAUGAGAAUAACGGUGAUUUAUCGAAAACAAUACAUCCAUCGAAGACGACUCGUGGUGGUUUGAGAGUUUAUAAAAUUGUCAUUCUUGGCGAUGGUGGCGUUGGAAAAUCAGCUGUUACGUUACAGUUUGUCAGUCACAGUUUUUUAGACUAUCAUGAUCCCACAAUUGAGGAUUCAUAUCAGCAACAAGCUGUUAUCGAUGGCGAAGCAGCUCUGUUGGAUAUAUUGGAUACUGCUGGGCAAGUUGAGUUUACGGCAAUGCGUGACCAGUAUAUGCGAUGUGGAGAGGGAUUCAUAAUAUGCUAUUCCGUAACGGAUCGCCAUAGUUUCCAGGAAGCCUCUGAAUAUCGAAAACUCAUAACAAGAGUUCGUCUCACUGAAGACAUUCCAUUGGUAUUAAUCGCAAACAAACUGGACUUGCAAUCACAACGAAAAGUUUCUACCGAAGAAGGUAAACACUUGGCAACUCAAUUCGGAUGCCCAUUCUAUGAAACGUCGGCCGCUCUUCGGCACUACAUAGAUGAUGCAUUCUAUACAUUGAUCCGAGAAAUUCGUCGGAAAGAAAAUUCACGGCAAUUAAGUAACAGCUCAAGCGUGGAGAAAAUCAAUUCGAAUCGUCGAAGCCGAUGGUGGCGACUUCGAUCCAUAUUUGCAUUGGUUUUUCGUCGCCGGCGACGAAAUAAUUAAAAUAACAAACUAUUUUGAUCAGAAGAAAAUAUCACGCGUGCACAAACACACAUCCGAUUGUAUCAAACUUAUAUCACAUACUUCGGUAUCAGAAGCAAUUUUACGGAUCAAUAGACAAUUUUAUGCAAUGAAAUGGAUAUACAUAGUACCAACUUUUUUUAUAUGCCAGUAUCAAUUUCAAAACUCAAAAGAUAACAUACCGAAUUACACUGUGUACAAUGUACACUUGAGAUGCAAAGCAUCACAAACGAUUUAUUUAUUUUUAUACAUGCUAAAGGGUAUUCAUCAUUCGCGCCAUACCAAAAAAAAAUAUUGAUCAAAUAAAAAAACAAAGAACAAAUACCAAAUUUUGCUUUACAAACAUUUGUGAUAUUUGUUGAAUUUUUUUUUGUAAAAGAAAAUAUUUAUACUCUUCAAAAAACCAUCAUUCGAAGAAUUCUUAAUUUAGUUGAAUCACCUAUUUAUUUAUAUUGGUUGAGAAUUUUGUUUGUCUGAAAAUCAAAUUCUUUGUUGAAAAAGAUGUUGAGAGGUGACCAUUUUUUUGAAAUGUAUUUUUCUAUAAUGAAUAUCCAAAAUAAAAACAUACAAAUUAAAAGUAAAUGAUAUAUAUUUAAAUAAACAUAAAGUAUAAAACAGUAGUGAAUCAAUCCUAUUCGAAAUUAACAAAUAAUAUAUAUAUUAUCAUUGUUCCAAAAUAGUUGUUAAAUGUUUAUAAGAAAAGAAGCAGAUCCAAGCAGAAAAUUUACUCAAAAAAAAAUAACAAUCAAAUCAUUGAAAGUGAACAUAUUUUGUAUUAUCUUGGCCAUUCUCAUCGGUUUAAACAUUGCCCAAUAAGCAUACGAAUUUUUAUAUAUUUUUACUCUCCAUUUUUUUAUUGAUAAAACAAAUAGCAAUAUCAUUCUGUUCUAGAUUUAAAAUAGAAACCCUUGAGCAGCAUUUUUUCCUCAUUUUUAAUAGCCAGCCAACAUUUGUUUACUGCAACAGUAUAAUGUAGAGAUGUUCAUAGAGUCAGAAGUAAAAAUAAACAAUAAAUUUUCGCAGUUAUCAGAUGAUAGAUUGGAGAUUUCUUCAAUGAAAUAGUCAAAAAGUAGUAGAAAUGUUGUGUUAAUUUUGUUUUGAUGAUACUUCGAAAGUUGGAGCAAUUAGAAUAUUUUAUCAGAUGAAUGAAUGACAUACAAAAAUAAUAAUAUUAUAACAGCAUUUAUUCAAUAAAACAUUGU